Messenger RNA from Solanum lycopersicum (tomato), 1709 nucleotides. Its product is annotated as mannan endo-1,4-beta-mannosidase 6. The record is from RefSeq and is a predicted model, not a curated record. Gene Ontology annotation, molecular function: mannan endo-1,4-beta-mannosidase activity. NCBI's taxonomy places the organism in Eukaryota, Viridiplantae, Streptophyta, Magnoliopsida, Solanales, Solanaceae.
ACACUAAAUAAACCAACAAAAGUUCCCAAAUGGACACACAAUGGAGAUGGAGAGACAAAAAACUAUAUCCAGCCUUUGGCAUUUUCACAAUUUUUUUUCUUUUGUAUUUGAGUUUCAAUGACAAUUUUAAUUUUAAUUUCAAUUUCCCACAAAUCUUUGUAACACAACCUUAUAUGGGUUUUGUUGGGGUUAAUGAAACUAGAUUUUUCAUCAAGAAUGAAAAUCCAAAGACUCAAUCUUUAUCAUUUAAAGAUUUGUAUAUUAAUGGUUGGAAUUCUUAUUGGUUAAUGGAGGAAAGUGUUUGGGUAUCUUCAAGAUUUAGGGUUUCUAAGAUGUUGAAAAGAGGAGCUGAAAUGGGGUUAAGUGUUUGUAGGACUUGGGCUUUUAGUGAUGGUGGUGGACCUAAUGAUCUUCAGCUACUUCCAGGAGUCUUCAAUGAAAGAGUCUUUAAGGGAUUAGAUUUUGUCAUUGUUGAGGCAAGGAAGCAUAACAUUCGAUUAAUCCUCAGUCUUGUAAACAAUUUAAAAGCAUAUGGUGGCACUGCUCAAUAUAUGAGGUGGGCGCGAGAAGCUGGUACCAAUGUGUCAUCAUCAAGAGAUGCAUUCUUUACCAAUCCAACGGUCAAAGCAUACUACAAGUCUUUUGUCAAGGCAAUUGUGACAAGAAAAAACUCUUUAAGUGGAGUUAAAUAUUCAGAAGAACCGGCUAUAUUUGCGUGGGAACUCAUAAAUGAGCCUCGUUGUGAAUCCAGUUCAUCAGCUGCUGCUCUGCAGGUGUGGAUAGCAGAGAUGGCUGGAUUUGUCAAAAGUUUGGAUCAGAAGCAUCUCGUGACCAUUGGACUAGAGGGCUUUUAUGGUGCGGAGAAAACUGAAAACGUUGGAUUGAACCCAGGGAAAUGGGCUGAAUCACUUGGAGUGGACUUCAUUGAGAACUCGGCUAUUGAAAACAUUGAUUUUACUUCCGUUCAUGCAUACCCCCACAGUUGGAUCAAAGGUGGUAUAAAUUCAGAUGCGAGAUUAGAUUUUCUAUCUCAUUGGGUUGAUUCUCACAUUAGUGAAGCUGAAAAGAUCCUUAAGAAGCCUGUUCUCUUCACAGAAGUUGGUUUUCCUUCGAGUAUACAAAAGAAUGGAUUAUACGACAGAAAUAUUUUUCUAAAAAUAGUUUAUGAAAAGAUUUACGAGUCAGCAAAGAAGAAGAAAGCUGGUGCAGGAGCCUUGGUUUGGCAGCUAUUAGUGGAAGGAAUGGAACGAUAUGGUGACCAGUUCUCGUUUAUUGCCUGGAAGCAUCCCUCUACCUAUAAACUGAUGGUAGAACAAUCCUGCAGGCUACUCAACAUAUCUUCUCAAGGCCUCACAGACAAAAAACUCAAUCAAAAGAAUCAUUGUUCAGCUAAUGCAUCUUAAAUAUGAAAUGUUUCCUAUUCAUUCAUCUUCCUCGAGAAGACGGACAUUAUAGGAGAAACAAUGUAAUGUACUUCGGCUGAACAUCUUCCAGAUCUUAGAAAUGAGCCAAACAGAGAGUUUGGAGUGAUUUGAAGUUGUGAUAUUGCUCGAGGACAUGUAAGAAGCUUCAGCUCAAUGAGUGCAAGAACCAGAUUUUUUUCUUUAGUACAGGCGUGAAUUCGAAAUUCUGUUGGUGUAUAUUUAUAAUCUCAGUUGUACAUAUACAUUACAAUUACAAGAGUAAUAGCAAUGUGAGUGGUUUGUUCA